AUGUCAUCGCAGCCCAAGACGUUCGCGAACGUGUUCAUCGCGAUCGUCGGUGCCGGCGUGCUGGGCCUCCCCUAUGCCUUCCGGCAAACCGGGUGGGCCGCCGGCGCCCUUCUCCUCCUCGCCGUCGCAGCCUUUACCUUCCACUGCAUGAUCCUUCUCAUCCACACCUGCCGCCGCGUCGAGCUCGACACGUUCGACAUUAUCGCUUCCUUUGGCGAUCUCGGCCUCGCCGUCGCCGGCCCAGUCGGACGCCUAGCCGUCGACGUCAUGAUCGUGCUCAGCCAGUGCGGCUUCUGCGUCGGCUACCUCAUCUUCAUCUCCAACACCCUCACCUUCCUCGUACCGUUAUCCCUACCCUCUCUCUCCUCCACGGCCUUCUACGUGCUCGCCAUGCUUCCAUUCCAGCUCGGCCUCAACUCGAUUCCGACCCUCACACACCUCGCCUUGCUCAGCAUCUUCGCCGACAUCGUCGACAUCGGCGCUAUGGGGGUCGUCAUCGCCGAGGACGCCUCCAUCUUGCUCUCCAACCCUCCACCGGUCCGCGCCUUCACGGGGCCCUCCGUUCUCCUCUACGGCAUCGGGGUCGCCGUCUACGCCUUCGAGGGCGUCGGCAUGGUCAUCCCCCUGGAGGCCGAGGCCGGAGACAAGGCAAACUUCGGGAACACCCUCGGCUUCUCCAUGGCUCUCAUCGCUUUCACCUACGGCCUCUUUGGCGUUCUCGGCUACGCGGCCUUCGGCGAGGAGACCCGGGACAUCAUCACCACCAACCUCGGCGACGGCGUUCUCAGCGUGCUCAUCCAGCUGGGCCUCUGCAUCAACCUCUUCUUCACCUUCCCGGUCAUGAUGAACCCGGUGUUCGAGGUGGCCGAGCGCUGGCUGCACGGGAAGAGUUACUGCUGGUGGCUGCGGUGGGCCGCGGUGGUAGCGGUGAGCCUGGUGGCCACGGUGGUGCCCAACUUCGGCGACUUCCUGUCGCUGGUUGGGAGCAGCGUGUGCGUCGUGCUCGGGUUCGUGCUGCCGGCGUGGUUCCACCUCAAGGUGUUCCGAGAGGAGCUCGGCUGGGCCAGCACUAUCGCAGACAUCGCCAUCGUCAUCGCCGGAUUGGUGCUGGCCAUCUUCUCCACCUGGUCUUCUCUCGUGUCCAUCUUCAGCUCUGUGUAAUCUUGAUUACGUGGUCGGCAUCAGUAGAA
Musa acuminata subsp. malaccensis (wild Malaysian banana) is the source of this 1190-nucleotide messenger RNA. Its product is annotated as amino acid transporter AVT3A-like. Gene Ontology annotation, cellular component: vacuolar membrane. Gene Ontology annotation, biological process: amino acid transmembrane transport. The record is from RefSeq and is a predicted model, not a curated record. NCBI's taxonomy places the organism in Eukaryota, Viridiplantae, Streptophyta, Magnoliopsida, Zingiberales, Musaceae. Gene Ontology annotation, molecular function: L-amino acid transmembrane transporter activity.